CCCCUUCUUCCCGGGGCAGCCACUGGCCCAAAGGGUUCCCGGCGCCCUCGGUCACCGCGUCCACUUCCGCCCGGGAAGAAGGCGCCUCCCACUCGGCUCCCCGGUGACCGUGGCUUCGGGCUCAGCCGGGCUGUGGCGUUGCCCCCUCCGGGUCUCGCCUCCUCCGCGCGGUAGACAGUUUGCUGGCGGCGACGAGGAGAAUAACCUUGCAGGAUCAGUCCAGAGAGUGGGUCUCCUGGCUGUAAACACUUCUUCUGGAGAGUGGAUAUCAACUGACGAUAAAGUUAAAAUACUCAGAUUCAAGGCUAAUUUGGAAGGAUCAGGAUUUUCCGUGGUCUCCUCGCCCUCAGGACAGCCCAGCCCGACUUAAAUAUCUCCAAUGGCUAACGAAGCUCAUCCUUGUCCCUGUGACAUUGGCCAUAAGAUGGAGUAUGGAGGGAUGGGGCGUGAAGUUCAAGUGGAGCAUAUCAAGGCUUAUGUCACCAGAUCCCCUGUUGACGCUGGCAAAGCCGUGAUUGUCAUUCAAGAUAUAUUCGGUUGGGAGAUGCCCAAUACCAGAUAUAUGGCUGACAUGAUCUCGGGAAAUGGAUACACAACCAUCGUUCCAGACUUCUUUGUAGGGCAGGAGCCAUGGCACCCCUCUGGGGACUGGUCCACUUUUCCAGAGUGGUUGAAAACAAGGAAUGCCAGAAAGAUCGAUAAAGAGGUGGAUGCUGUCUUGAGGUAUCUGAAACAACAGUGUCACGCCCAGAAAAUUGGCGUCGUGGGAUUCUGCUGGGGAGGAAUUGCUGUCCAUCACGUGAUGAUGAAAUACCCAGAAUUCAGGGCAGGGGUGUCCGUGUACGGCAUCGUCAAGGAUUCUGAUGACGUGCACAGUUUGAAGAACCCCACGUUGUUCAUUUUUGCAGAAAACGAUGCUGUGAUUCCUCUUGAUCAAGUCUCUUCGCUGACCCAAAAGUUGAAAGAACACUGCAAAGUGGAGUAUCAAAUUAAAACAUUUUCCGGGCAAACUCAUGGGUUUGUGCAUCGAAAGAGAGAAGAUUGUUCACCUGAAGAUAAGCCCUAUAUUGAUGAGGCAAGAAGGAAUUUACUCGAAUGGCUGAGCAAGUACAUUUAGCAGUGGCCAAUGCAAACUUUUCACAUGAUAGUGUUUGUCUGGAAAUUGGCUUUGAAAUAUUUAAUCAUUUUAUUUAAUUUCUUUGUAUAAAAUAAAUCAAGGAAUCCUGAAAUUCA
Messenger RNA from Myotis myotis, 1233 nucleotides. RefSeq names its product carboxymethylenebutenolidase homolog (gene CMBL). The transcript has 7 exons. The coding region runs from base 380 to 1117 and encodes 245 amino acids. The record is from RefSeq and is a predicted model, not a curated record. NCBI's taxonomy places the organism in Eukaryota, Metazoa, Chordata, Mammalia, Chiroptera, Vespertilionidae. Gene Ontology annotation, molecular function: hydrolase activity.